UGGCUACACGGUCCCUUUUUGUUUUGUUCCGCGUGGAGAGAGUUCUCCCUUCUUUCCGUUCCCAUCUGAAGUCGCGGAGAUGUCAGCCAUCACCACCAAGAAGGAGUCCGACCUGUCCGGGGAGAUCGAGGACUUCGUGGCGCUCCUGAAGCGGGGCGGGAAGCGGCCGAGGUCGGAGGAGGCUGCCCGGCAGACGGUGGGGCUCCUCCGGAGGAUCGUGGCGAACGGGCGAUGGGACAAUGCCGGAGACCUAAUGGAACUGAUUCGUAAGGAGGGUACGAGAAUGACAGCAGCUCAGCCAUCGGAAACCACUGUGGGUAACAUGGUGAGAAGAGUACUGAAGAUCAUUCGUGAGGAGUAUGGCAGACUCCGAGGCCGCAGUGAGGAGAAUGACCAGCAAGAAUCACUGCACAAACUUCUGACUUCAGGAGGACUCAGUGAGGAUUUCAGCACCUACUACUCCCCACUUAGGCCCAAUAUCAUAGAAGCUAUUAACGAACUGUUGAUUGAACUAGAGGGGACUACUGACAACAUUGCUAUGCAGGCACUGGAGCAUAUCCACUCUAAUGAGGUGAUCAUGACCAUUGGCUAUUCACGCACAGUAGAAGCUUUCCUCAAGGAAGCAGCACGGAAAAGAAAAUUCCAUGUCAUUGUGGCUGAAUGUGCACCCUUUUGCCAGGGUCAUGAAAUGGCUGUCCGGUUAUCUAAAUCCAAUAUAGAAACCACCGUUAUGAGCGAUGCGGCUAUCUUUGCUGUCAUGUCUCGCGUCAACAAGGUUAUCAUUGGAACAAAGACUAUUUUGGCCAAUGGGGCUUUGAUAGCAGUUAGUGGGACUCAUACUUUGGCACUUGCAGCGAAACAUCACUCCACCCCACUUAUUGUCUGUGCACCCAUGUUCAAGCUCACACCACAGUUUCUUAAUGAAGAUGACUCUUUUCACAAGUUUGUCUCACCACAUGAAGUACUGCCUUUUACUGAAGGGGAGAUUCUGUCUAAGGUCAAUGUCUACUGUCCUGUCUUUGACUACGUUCCUCCAGAACUUAUCACUCUUUUUAUUUCAAACAUUGGCGGCAACGCUCCUUCCUACAUCUACCGUCUCAUGAGUGAACUCUAUCAUCCAGAUGAUCGAGAACUUUGAAUUACAGACAUAAUUUAUAUUGCAGAAUACUUGGUUACCCAGGAAGAACCAACAAGUAAAUAAAACAUCAGACUGAAGAAA
Anolis sagrei ordinatus is the source of this 1219-nucleotide messenger RNA. It is a transcript of the gene EIF2B2, whose product is annotated as eukaryotic translation initiation factor 2B subunit beta. The record is from RefSeq and is a predicted model, not a curated record. Lineage: Eukaryota; Metazoa; Chordata; Lepidosauria; Squamata; Anolidae. Gene Ontology annotation, cellular component: eukaryotic translation initiation factor 2B complex. Gene Ontology annotation, biological process: translational initiation. Gene Ontology annotation, molecular function: guanyl-nucleotide exchange factor activity; translation initiation factor activity.